CACCUGCAAAACACUGGAGCGAUAUCAACGUACUUGCUACAGUUCUCAAGCUACUAAUCCCAUCGAUCGUGAAACACAGAGCUGGUAUCAAGAAGUAUCCAAACUGAAGGCAAAGUUCGAUUCAUUACAACGCUCCCACAGGAAUUUACUUGGAGAGGACCUUGGACCCUUGAACGUAAAGGAAUUACAGCAGUUGGAGCGGCAACUUGAAUCUGCUUUAUCACAGGCCAGGCAAAGAAAGACACAAAUAAUGCUGGAUCAAAUGGAGGAGCUCCGUAAAAAGGAACGUCAACUUGGAGAGAUCAAUAAGCAGCUAAAAAUGAAGCUUGAGGCUGGUGGUGGCUCUCUUAGGCUUAUCCAAGGCUCAUGGGAUUCUGAUGCGGCGGUGGUUGAAGGCAAUGCGUUCCACAUGCACCCUUACCACUCGAAUUCAUUGGAAUGCGAGCCGACUCUACAUAUAGGGUAUCACCAGUUUGUUCCUCCAGAAACUGUAAUUCCCAGAACCCCAGGUGUAGAGAAUAAUAAUUUUAUGCUUGGAUGGAUGCUCUAA
Phalaenopsis equestris is the source of this 550-nucleotide messenger RNA. Its product is annotated as MADS-box transcription factor 6-like. The record is from RefSeq and is a predicted model, not a curated record. Gene Ontology annotation, biological process: positive regulation of transcription by RNA polymerase II. Gene Ontology annotation, cellular component: nucleus. Lineage: Eukaryota; Viridiplantae; Streptophyta; Magnoliopsida; Asparagales; Orchidaceae. Gene Ontology annotation, molecular function: protein dimerization activity; DNA-binding transcription factor activity, RNA polymerase II-specific; RNA polymerase II cis-regulatory region sequence-specific DNA binding.